Morchella sextelata is the source of this 1413-nucleotide messenger RNA. RefSeq lists its product as uncharacterized. The record is from RefSeq and is a predicted model, not a curated record. NCBI's taxonomy places the organism in Eukaryota, Fungi, Ascomycota, Pezizomycetes, Pezizales, Morchellaceae. The transcript has 4 exons. Bases 1 to 1413 code for a protein of 470 amino acids. Gene Ontology annotation, molecular function: protein binding.
AUGGCGACAAACGGCACAUCAAGUAAGCCCAUGGACUAUCUUGGCCCAGAUGGAGCGAAGAAAAAAAGAACACGCAUGCCGAAACGCAUCAUGAGAAGGACGAAUGAGACGCCGCUGGAGUACUUGAAAGUUAUGGAGGAUAUAUAUAAGGAUCUACACGAUAAUUUAAAAUCACCGGCAAAGACUUACGAUCCGAAGGCUGCUGCUGCUGCGGUUCUAUAUAAGGCAAAGAUGACGGAGCUGGUGGAUAAGGAAUAUCUUAGGUCAGGUUCGAAAAUGGAUAUAAUGACAAACAGCUUGCUUGGUACCAUCACUAGGGCGGUCAAUGGGCAGGCAAUUAUGGUAAUUCGGGCUGCACGCUGGAUAUCAUAUCAACAAGACCACAUAGAUCCUCAGUUCACCUCGAAUGUCGCAGAUCCUAUAAUAUCUCUCCUCUUCGGUUGUCUGGGCCCCAGUCCUCAUCAGGUAGCCGCUGACCUCGUCAUGCAAUGGCAGCGGUACCACGAGAUUGCUCAUACAUUUGGAUGGCGUUAUCUUUCUAUCCUUGCGUUCUCAGACACGUUCAGGGAGUAUGCCUUGAAAGCCGCGGAGCAGAAAUGGGUUGAGUGGCUCAACUACGCCGACGAUGCUCGGUUGAGUAUUGAGGUUCUCGGUUCGUUCUACUGCCCUGCAUGGCGCGACAUUUUGAGGCGGGGAUUAGGGGGGAUUGAUAUGAAACUGUUUACGGAGGAUGAAGAAAUGGUGGAAUAUAACGGUCAUCAUCACUUAUGGGGCUUCACGAUUGAAAAUGAUAAAGUUAUGAAAGCGGAGAAGAUAGUAACCUAUGAGGUCAUCGAGAAGGCUAUAAUUCGGACGGGUCUUAAAGGCGCGCUUGGUCCAGACCCGAGAGAUUUGGUAAAAGAGGAGAAUGCAAAGCGUUGUGUAGUUUGUGGACAGGCGAUUUGUGAUUGUCCAUCACACGUGUGGGCGCCCUGUUUGGUAGAGAUCGUUAAUGUUGGUGCGAGAGGAUUUGGUGUCCGGGCUUUACAGAACAUUCAGGCAAAACAGUGUAUCGGAGAAUAUAUUGGCGAGAUUGUUAAUGCAGGACAAGCCCUGUAUACACCGGAUAGCUAUAUGCUCAGAGGACACCUUGGUAGCAAGAAUCGUCCCAAAGAGGCCAAUUACUAUGUCACAUCCAACAAGAAAGGAAAUUGGACAAGGUUCGUCAAUCACGCGUGUUAUGAGUUUUCGAACUGCAGUAUUGACCACCACGAAUAUCGAGGGAAGAUGUAUGCUGUGUAUGUCUCACGUAAGAAUAUUGCAAUGUAUGAGGAGCUCACAGUGGAUUACGGACCGGGCUACUGGGGAAGUUCACUUUUUCCAUGCUUGUGUGGUGCGAAUAGACAUUACACCGACAAGAAUACAUACAAGUGA